AUGAGUGCAGCCGAAGAAGAAGCCGACGAACGGUUGCAAACGACCGGCGAUUUGAGCGCAUUGUCCACAAGAAGUCACACUUGCGGUGAACUCGCGGACACAGAUGUCGGCCAAAGAGUGAGACUCUGCGGUUGGAUUCAAUUCCAACGAAUGGCAAAGUUUGCGAUUCUUCGCGAUUCAUACGGUUUGACACAAAUUGUCUUAAACGACAAAAACCAUCAGAAGGUUGUGUCGAAACUGAUGCCCGAAUCGGUGCUCGAAGUGAUGGGACGAGUGGUCAGACGUCCCGAUAAGGACGUGAACCCAGCGCUCACGACCGGCGCCAUCGAAGUGGUGGCCGAAGAGGUGAAUGUGUUGAAUGAGUGCCGAAAAGACGUGCCGUUUAUUAUCAGAGACUACCAGAAGGUCAAUGAGAAGACGCGACUGGAGUUCCGGUACAUCGACUUAAGGCACCCGAAGAUGCAGUCGAUUCUGCGGCUGAGACAAUUCUUGACACAACAGUACGGCUUCGUUGAGGUCGAGACGCCCACACUGUUUAAGGCGACGCCCGGCGGCGCCAAAGAGUUUGUGGUUCCGACAGAAUUCAAGGACUGUUACUAUAAUUUAGUCCAAAGUCCGCAACAGUUUAAACAGCUAUUAAUGGUGGGCGGCAUCGAUAGGUACUUCCAAAUCGCCCGGUGCUAUAGGAAUGAGGGCACAAAACCCGACCGACAGCCAGAGUUCACACAAUUAGACUUAGAAAUGUCUUUUACGACUUCCGAUGGCAUCAUGUCUUUGAUCGAAGAGUUGAUUCAUUCGAUAAGUUUUGUUGAAAACUAUGAACCCUUCCCACGGAUGACAUACGCCGACGCUAUGCAACACUACGGCACCGAUAAACCAGACCUCAGGUCUGAUAUUAAGAUAAGAGCUGUGGAUACGUACGAAAUGAAUGCCCCCAUAGAUAAGGACGUGUGUCUAACACUAGUUAUCAAUGACUUGGAUAAAGACAUAAACGAUGAGAUUCUUCGUUAUAUGGACUCAAUCGGUGACAUCAAACGAGAGCUACAAUUCAGUGGACAACUGACUCAUGAGUUCGCCGAAGACUCGAAUCAACUCAACUUUGAUGGCGUGAAGGCGUUUCUCAGCGCUCUUAAGGCGAAUGGACUCGUAUUUUCUGAACAGCCGUUUGUUUUCUCUCGACAGCGAAGGGAUCACUAG
Molecule: messenger RNA, 1197 nt
Organism: Oppiella nova
Lineage: Eukaryota; Metazoa; Arthropoda; Arachnida; Sarcoptiformes; Oppiidae
Source: the annotation of a GenBank genome assembly